Molecule: messenger RNA, 2387 nt
Organism: Ictalurus punctatus (channel catfish)
Lineage: Eukaryota; Metazoa; Chordata; Actinopteri; Siluriformes; Ictaluridae
Gene: dok1a
Product: docking protein 1a
Exons: 5
Coding region: 186-1685 (499 amino acids)
Biological process (GO): positive regulation of MAPK cascade; cell surface receptor protein tyrosine kinase signaling pathway
Cellular component (GO): cytoplasm
Source: RefSeq, a predicted model, not a curated record
AAGGAGUCAGAUAUGACUUGUCGGUAGUUGGGCGGAAUAAAAACGCGCCUUUUAAAGACGGAGUAAACGUCCGCAUUUACAGCAGCAAGAAGGUAGAUUCCAUCUUCGGGCUAUACUAACUCAAAUCUUCCUGGCCAUAACUCAAAGCUCAGACCAUCUGAACUUAAACGUGACUUAAACAGGAUAUGGACACCCAUGUAAAACGAGGAGAGGUUUAUUUACAACACCAAAAAUAUUCAGAGAAGUGGAAGCGGUACUGGCUAAACCUUUACCCAAACAGUCGGAAUGGUGUGGCUCGACUGGCGCUAACAGAAACUGGUCCAGAACGAUCCCCAGUUAUUGUCCGGAAGCAGCUCGACCGCAAGAUUAUAAGGCUAGCAGACUGUAUCAGCGUUGUUCGACUCCCUCCACACGCAGAGGCCCUACCUGGGGACAGCAUGGCAGCAUUUUGUGUAGAUACAGGUGAAAAGAGGCUGGUGUUUGCUGUAGAGAAAGAGGGCUGUGGAGAGUGGCUGGAGAAGAUCUGUGAAAUUGCAUUUCAGAAGAGCAGUAAUAAUGUGCCACAGCCACUGCUACAGAUGGAAGAGAAUGAAAUCUAUGCUUCCAGAGAAGAAGUGUUUGAGUUUCCGGUGACUGUGCAGCAGACCGAGGCAUCAGUGCGCUGCAACCUGCAGGGAACGUAUUGGUUGCAGAUUGGUGAAGACAUGCUCAUGCUCAAGGGCACUGACAGCAAGCAGAGAGUGAUGGAAUGGCCCUACAAGCUACUGCGCCGGUAUGGAGGAGACAAGAUGACGUUCUCAAUUGAGGCAGGUAGACGCUGUGAUUCUGGUCCUGGCACCUUUAUAUAUGAGACCAAGCAAGGUGACGAGAUACUCCAUCACAUGGAACUGGCCAUCCAGCAGCAGAAGAGCCUGGCUGUCACGGGAGGUAGCUCCACUGUCCAAACACCUUGCUCCCCAUUGCCUAAACGACCAGGCAGUGGCAACUUGCUGGACAUUCACACCAAUAGCUAUUCUGACUCCAGCUUAAGUCCUAUGUACUCAAGUCCUGUAAGUCCAAUAGGCUCAGCUGAAUCAGAAUGCAUCAAACCUGUAACUGGCUCAUCCCAAACAACACAGAGGCAUUCUGGUGAAUCUACUUCCUUGCCUGAAAUUGUGUACUCAAAUCCUGUUGAUGCUGUUGGGUUUGACAAGAGUAAGCACACACAGCGAGUCAGAUCACAAGUGACUGUGAAAAGCAGCAGUCCUGGUGAUUGUCAUAAUGAGGACUUAGAACCAGUGUAUUCUGAUCCUGUUGAUCUUCUCCAGCCUACAUAUAAUCCACCAAAAUAUGCCUCUGUUAAUCUUGAUAAAGCAAAAGAAACAUUUUAUUAUGCCAGUCAGUCAGAACCAGUGUACUCCGAGAUACCUCAUUUCACACCAUACCCAGCACAGAAACACGGAAGUGUGGUUCAGAUUGAGGAAGAACCAAUCUACAGUUUACCCGAGGUUUGUGUAGUUCACAAAACACAGGAGGACGUUCACACCAGCCCUGCAAAGGACAAUAAGCAGAACACACAAAGCACCAGGACAGAGGAAGUCAUCUACAGUCAAGUCAAAAAACCAAAGAAAUCCACAAAGCCUCAAGACAAGUACACUAUUACCAGCUCACAAGAGAUUAUGUCUGAAGACCUUGGACUGAUUUAAAGGAACAAUUGCAUUUGUACUGUUUUUAAAAGCCAUUCAUAAUGAUUAUGUUAUAAUCAUAUAAGCAAAAGUUCCUAUAUUACUACACUUUCAGUGGGAUGUCCAUCAUACAAGUCCUUACAUAAGUUAUUAAAACAACCUUUUGUAUUGUACCCCCCCCCCCCCCCCAAGCCUCACCUAUCAUGUGGCUCAUGUGGCAUCCCAACACCCCCCCCCCCAUUAUUGGAGGAGAUCUAUUCUAUAUAAAUCUAUUCUAUAUAUGAUCUAUUCUAUAUAAAAUCUAUCUAUAUAUAAUCCAAUCUAUAAUCUGUUUUUGGUAGAUAGAUAGAUAGAUAGAUAGAUAGAUGUAUACUUAUAUAGAGAGAUUUUUUUGUUUCUGUUUUUGUACUUUUUUUUUAAAUUACUAUACAUAACUUAUGAUUUUUUACAAUAACUAUUAUGACUUUUAUAAAACUAUAUAACAGACAUGUAUAGAACAUGAAUGAUCAAAAAUGUUUCUGAACACUACAACUACUUUGAACAAGAGAACUAGGCUGUAAUAAUGUGUACCAUUUUACUUGUAAAACAUGUUGCAUUCCAUUCGCCUUGCAUUCUAAAAACAUUUGCAUAUGAAUGAUGUAAAUUGGGACGAAGGGCGCAUCUUAUCCAUGACAUUGUUAAAUAUGUUAAUAAACAAUGAAAAGAUAGAUUUUUUUUUAAUUA